This is a messenger RNA of Camelina sativa (false flax), 411 nucleotides long. Its product is annotated as signal peptidase complex subunit 1. The record is from RefSeq and is a predicted model, not a curated record. Gene Ontology annotation, cellular component: membrane; signal peptidase complex. Lineage: Eukaryota; Viridiplantae; Streptophyta; Magnoliopsida; Brassicales; Brassicaceae. Gene Ontology annotation, biological process: protein targeting to ER.
AUAUGGAUUGGCAAGGGCAGAAAUUGGCGGAGCAGUUAAUGCAGAUCUUGCUUCUGAUCGCCGCGGUUAUGGCGUUCGUUGUUGGUUACGCAACGGCGUCGUUUAGGACGAUGAUGUUGAUCUACGCUGGAGGUGUAGUUCUCACGACUCUGAUCACUAUACCAAAUUGGCCUUGCUUUAAUCGCCAUCCUCUCAAGUGGUUAGAUCCAAGUGAAGCUGAGAAGUAUCCUAAACCUGAAGUUGUUGCUGUUAGCUCGAAGAAGAAAUCUUCUAAAAAGUAGUCUUUUUUUUUUCAAUCUUAUCUUCUUUAGGGGGUCUAAGGUUUUGAUGAUAUAAAACAUAUGGUUCUAUUAUUAUUGUUCUUGAUCGUAAUAAGAUUAAUAAAAGUCUAAGUGAAAUAACUUUGAUUGA